CGGACACCGCGAGCCGGAUGCAAGAGUGUUGGCGACGCAGUCGGUCACGAGCUUAUUUGAACACUUUCUCUCUCACUGACUAAAAUAUUAGCCACUUAGCUGUCUUGCUAAAUAGUAGCUGGAGACAACAUAGCAAAUAUUUCUGUUUUAUCAGAAAAUAGCCUAUUUUAAUAGUUUAGUUUAUUAAAACGGGACUAUUUUAUUCGCUGUGUGGAAUUUUGGUGAUGUAUUACAACAUUAUAGACAGCUAGCUAGCCUAGCUAGCUAUCAGCAUAAUAGUAGGGAACCGUAUGAUACUAGGUUAGCUAACAGCUAAUAUAUGACUCACUAAUCGUGCAUCGUGAUCAUUGCUAUAUUGCUGCUAGGAACGCAUGAAUUAGUUAACGUUAUCUAGUUAACGUUACCCGUGUCGCCUUCGCUAGCUAGCCAGAUAUAUUUUGUCCUGUCUUGGUGCAUUUACGGUCAGUUAGGCAGUGCACUGGUUAAACGUGACGUAGCUAUCGAUACUAUUGAAUGAUCAGCGGAAACCCCGGCUACAUUCUGCUAGCAUAGAUAGCUUCCUAGCUAACUAAGUCAGCUAGCUAACUAUUUUGUCGGCACUGCCGAAACUUCGUUUGCCAGUGCUAAUUAGACAUAUAGCUAACUACCUUGCUGGGUUUGGCGUUAGCUAAAUAGUGUUACUGUCAACCGCCGGAAUCAAUACAGCUUUGAAGUUAGCAAAAUAGUUGCGUUAGACUAGCUGUCUAAAUAAUAUUUCGUGGCGAGCUAACACAUUAUAUAGGAAUACAACUAUAGGUAAUUGGUAAGAUUACUAGCUAGUUAACAUCAUUUGUGUGUGACUGGAGUGGAGACAAACGGACGAAAAUGCCGGCUGUGUCGAAAGGAGACGGAAUGCGGGGAUUAGCGGUGUUCAUUUCGGACAUACGGAAUUGUAAGAGCAAAGAGGCGGAGAUCAAACGCAUCAAUAAGGAGCUGGCCAACAUCCGCUCCAAGUUCAAAGGGGACAAGGCGCUGGACGGUUACAGCAAGAAGAAGUAUGUCUGCAAGCUGCUCUUCAUCUUCCUGCUGGGCCACGACAUCGACUUCGGCCACAUGGAGGCCGUCAACCUGCUCAGCUCCAACAAGUACACGGAGAAGCAGAUCGGAUACCUGUUCAUCUCUGUGCUAGUCAACAGCAACAGCGAGCUGAUCCGCUUGAUAAACAACGCCAUCAAGAACGACCUGGCCAGCCGGAACCCCACCUUCAUGUGCCUGGCACUCCACUGCAUCGCCAACGUGGGCAGCAGGGAGAUGGCGGAGGCCUUCGCUGGGGAGAUCCCCCGCAUCCUGGUGGCGGGGGACACGAUGGACAGCGUGAAGCAGUCUGCCGCCCUGUGUCUGCUGCGCUUGUACAAGACCUCCCCUGACCUGGUGCUGAUGGGCGAGUGGACCUCCAGAGUGGUGCACCUUCUCAAUGACCAGCACAUGGGGGUGGUUACCGCAGCAAUCUCCCUCAUCACCUGCCUGAGCCAGAAGAAUCCCGACGAGUUCAAGACCUGCGUGUCGCUGGCCGUGUCGCGGCUGAGCAGGAUUGUGUCGUCGGCCUCCACGGACCUCCAGGACUACACCUACUACUUUGUCCCCGCCCCCUGGCUGUCCUGCAAGCUGCUGAGGUUGCUGCAGUGCUACCCCCCGCCAGAAGAUGGCGCCGUGAAGGGUAGGCUGGUGGAGUGUCUAGAGACCAUCCUCAACAAGGCCCAGGAGCCGCCCAAGUCCAAGAAGGUCCAGCACUCCAACGCCAAGAACGCCAUUCUGUUUGAGGCCAUCUCUCUCAUCAUACACUACGACAGUGAACCCAACCUGCUGGUGCGGGCCUGUAACCAGCUGGGCCAGUUCCUGCAGCACCGCGAGACCAACCUGCGCUACCUUGCCCUGGAGAGCAUGUGCACGCUGGCCAGCUCCGAGUUCUCCCACGAGGCCGUCAAAACACACAUCGAGACCGUCAUCAACGCGCUCAAGACGGAGCGGGACGUGAGCGUGCGCCAGCGCGCGGCCGACCUGCUGUACGCCAUGUGCGACCGCAGCAACUCCAAGCAGAUCGUGGCCGAGAUGCUCAGCUACCUGGAGACGGCCGACUACUCCAUCCGGGAGGAGAUGGUGCUGAAGGUGGCCGUCCUGGCGGAGAAGUACGCGGUGGACUACUCCUGGUACGUGGACACCAUCCUCAACCUGAUCCGCAUCGCCGGGGACUACGUGAGCGAGGAGGUCUGGUACCGGGUCAUCCAGAUCGUCAUCAACCGGGACGACGUGCAGGGCUACGCCGCCAAGACCGUGUUCGAGGCCCUACAGGCCCCGGCCUGCCACGAGAACAUGGUCAAAGUGGGCGGGUACAUCCUGGGCGAGUUUGGCAACCUCAUCGCGGGCGACCCGCGCUCCAGUCCCCUGGUGCAGUUUAACCUGCUGCACUCCAAGUUCCACCUGUGCUCGGUGCCCACCCGGGCCCUGCUGCUCUCCGCCUACAUCAAGUUCAUCAACCUGUUCCCCGAGACCAAGCCCACCAUCCAGGAGGUGCUGCGCUCGGACAGCCAGAUCCGCAACUCGGACGUGGAGCUGCAGCAGAGGGCCGUGGAGUACCUCAAGCUGUCCUCCAUCGCCAGCACCGACGUCCUGGCCACGGUCCUGGAGGAGAUGCCGCCCUUCCCGGAGAGGGAGUCGUCCAUCCUGGCCAAGCUGAAGAAGAAGAAGGGCCCCGGGGCCGUGUCCGUGUCCGAGCUGGAGGACGGGAAGAGGGAGGGGGGCGGGGCCGCCGGCGAGCUCAACGGGGGGGCCGACCGCGUGGGCGACGCCUCCGCCGCCGCCCCGUCCAAUGCCUCCACUCCGUCCCCCUCAGCAGACCUGCUGGGCCUGCGUCCCGCCGCUGCCAUUGGCUCGGCGGCUCCCGGCGCCGGCAGCCUAUUGGUCGAUGUGUUUUCAGAGGCGGGACCGGCGGCUGCCUCCUCUGGGGUGAACGACGAAGGCUUCCUCAGAGAUCUGGAACCUCCCACUGAGAGCCCUGACUCCCUAUUGGUCGAGGCUCCCGGUGAAUCGGACUCUGAAGAUUCUGCCCCGCCUCUGCCUGAGUCAAACGAGCUUCUCAGCAAGUUCGUGUGCAAGAACAACGGGGUCCUGUUCGAGAACCAGCUGCUGCAGAUCGGGAUCAAGUCCGAGUAUCGGCAGAACCUGGGGAGGAUGUAUCUUUUCUACGGCAAUAAGACGUCGGUGCAGUUUGCCAGUUUCUGUACGGUGGUCAGCUGCCCGGGGGAGCUGCAGGCUCAGCUCAAUAUGCAGACCAAGCCAGUGGAGCCCCUAGUGGAGGGAGGAGCGCAGGUGCAGCAGGUCAUCAACAUCGAGUGUCUGACUGACUUCAGUGAGGCCCCACUGCUCAACAUCAAGUUCAGAUACGGCGGAGCGCUGCAGAACAUAACACUCAAACUUCCGGUCACCAUCAACAAGUUCUUUCAGCCCACUGAGAUGCCUUCUCAAGACUUCUUUCAGCGCUGGAAACAACUGAGCCUCCCUCAGCAGGAAGCACAGAAGAUCUUCAAGGCUGUCAACGGCAUGGACACAGAGCUGCUUAAAGCCAAGUUGCUGGGGUUGGGCUGUGCCCUGCUGGAGAAUGUGGACCCAAACCCGGAGAACUUUGUGUGCGCUGGAGUCAUUCAGACUAAGGCCCAGCAGGUGGGCUGUCUGCUCCGGCUGGAGCCCAACGCACAGGCCCAGAUGUUCCGGCUGACUCUCCGCAGCAGUAAGGACACCGUCUCCAAGCGACUCUGCGAGCUGCUGGCGGAGCAGUUCUAGAAGCUCCCGUGGGGCAGACCCCCCCCCACCCCACCCCAACCCCA
Molecule: messenger RNA, 3860 nt
Organism: Anguilla anguilla (European eel)
Lineage: Eukaryota; Metazoa; Chordata; Actinopteri; Anguilliformes; Anguillidae
Gene: ap2a1
Product: adaptor related protein complex 2 subunit alpha 1
Exons: 22
Coding region: 865-3816 (983 amino acids)
Biological process (GO): intracellular protein transport; clathrin-dependent endocytosis
Cellular component (GO): AP-2 adaptor complex; membrane coat
Molecular function (GO): clathrin-cargo adaptor activity
Source: RefSeq, a predicted model, not a curated record